Molecule: messenger RNA, 1832 nt
Organism: Oncorhynchus gorbuscha (pink salmon)
Lineage: Eukaryota; Metazoa; Chordata; Actinopteri; Salmoniformes; Salmonidae
Gene: fbxl22
Product: F-box and leucine-rich repeat protein 22
Exons: 2
Coding region: 166-900 (244 amino acids)
Biological process (GO): SCF-dependent proteasomal ubiquitin-dependent protein catabolic process
Cellular component (GO): SCF ubiquitin ligase complex
Molecular function (GO): protein binding
Source: RefSeq, a predicted model, not a curated record
CAUAUAUCCAGGCAUGACAAUACAGUCAAUUUGCUGUUGCCUCAUUGUAGCCUGGAGGCAGCUGGUCAGUGGUAAGCUUUGGGGACCCGAGGAUCAGACGAGGCCUCUCUCUGUCCAUCGGAGCCUGGUCAGCCAGUCUUUCUGUGUCUGUCUCACCGUGCAACCAUGGACGCCAGCACCACCAAGCUCUUCCAGCCCACAACGGACCUCACCAUCACCCAGUUGAACCAGGAGUGUCUCCUCCACCUCCUCUCCUACCUGGAUAAAGACAGUUGUAGGUCUUUCUCCCUGACCUGCCAUCGGCUCAGAGAGGUCUACCUGGACCCCAGACUGUGGUCGCUGCUCUUGUUCCACUCCCCCUCUGAGCUGAGGAGAGAGAACUAUGUGUUAGGAUCGUCGCUACGCUAUCUGGCUGUCAGCUGGCACAGCUCCAGGGUCAAGGUCUGUAACAUAGAGGACUGGAUGAAGAAUCAGUUCCAGAAGGAUCUCUGUAGUAAACAUGAGAAUCUGGUCAGCAGCUUCCUAGAACGUGUCUGUACCAUGUGUCCUAACCUGCUGUCCCUGACCCUGUCUGGCUGCGGGCAUAUCUCAGACCAGGAAGUGAUCUGUGUUCUGCAGAGCUGCAGUCGCCUCCGCUCCCUCCAUCUGGAGAACUGUGUCCGGGUCACAGACCUGACCCUGCAGGCCCUGGUGCUCCAUGGGGCCGGCCUCCACCAGGUCACGGUGGACUUCUGCCGCAACGUUACCCAGGCAGGGCUGGAGAUGAUCCGAGAAAUACGGCCGGACAUUAGGCUGACCGCUGAGAGGAGCGCAGGGAUGAUUCCUGAUAGUAAACCGGACAAGAGGACACAGCUACCACUCAGACGGAGACUUAUGCAGAAGGGCCUAAUGUUCUCCUGAUGAGGCUGUGUCUCUAUGGGCCCUGGUUAAAAGGAGUGCACUACAUGGGUAAUAGGGAGCUAUUUAGGAAUAGAGUGCCAUUUGGGAGACAAACCUACUGCUGCAGAAGGUCCUGCAGUUGUCAUGAUGAGAGGUCAUGGUUGUGUCUCAAAUGGCACCUUAUUCCUUAUAUAGUGCACUGCUUUAGACCAGAACCCAAUAGGGACUGCUGAAGGUUCUUCCGUUAUCCUGAUGACCAGAACCCAAUGUGGACUGCUGAAGGUUCUUCCGUUAUCCUGAUGACCAGAACCCAAUAUGGACUGCAGAAGGUUCUUCAGUUAUCCUGAUGACCAGAACCCCAUAUGGACUGCUGAAGGUUCUUCCGUUAUCCUGAUGACCAGAACCCAAUAUGGACUGCAGAAGGUUCUUCAGUUAUCCUAAUGACCAGAACCCAAUAUGGACUGCAGAAGGUUCUUCAGUUCUCCUGAGGACCAUAGACUUAACCACAGACAUCUGCUUCUCAAAUAGCACCAUAUUCCCUAUAUAGUGCACUACAUUUGACAAGGGCCCAUUGAGCUCUGGUAAAUAGUACUGUAGGGAAUAUUUGGGAUACAGUCCAUAGUGUCACCACUAGGAGGCAGUGUUGAAAUGCCUAAAGGUGAAACGGGAGGGUCACUGUUGACUUGUUCUGGACUUCAGUCUUAUUGAUAGGAGUAAAAAUAGUUUAGGUUCUUAAUUAAAAGUGCCAAUUAUUAUAAUUAUUUUGACUUCAUACCGAUUUUUAUGUGAGGUGUUUUAUACUUUUUGUGUGGUUGGGUUUUAUACUGUGAUUUGAUGAUUUGUUUCCAUGUUUGUUUUAUUAAACACUAACUGUGGAUGACACAGUUGAGGUCCCUAACUGAAUGUAAGCCUGUCACUCCUCAAUGUUAUAUAAACUGAUUGAGUCAUUCACA